This is a messenger RNA of Trichomycterus rosablanca, 7029 nucleotides long. RefSeq names its product potassium channel tetramerization domain containing 3 (gene kctd3). Gene Ontology annotation, biological process: protein homooligomerization. Gene Ontology annotation, molecular function: protein binding. Lineage: Eukaryota; Metazoa; Chordata; Actinopteri; Siluriformes; Trichomycteridae. The record is from RefSeq and is a predicted model, not a curated record. The coding region runs from base 127 to 2511 and encodes 794 amino acids. The transcript is spliced from 18 exons.
CAGCCUGUCACCGACAUAUCUGUCCAUAAUUAGGGAAAAUAUGGCGAAAAGAAGAGCUAAACGCUUACAUAAAGUACUGGGAGGUUUGCUGGGGCAGUAAGGGUGAGAGAGGGACUGACAGACAGAAUGGCUGCAGUGUCCAACGGCUCGACAUCCACUAUGGGUGAUAUCAUCCAACUCAACGUCGGCGGGACAAGGUUCAGCACAUCAAGACAGACCCUCAUGUGGAUUCCAGACUCUUUCUUCUCGAGUUUGCUCAGUGGGAGAAUCUCAACACUACGGGAUGAAACUGGAGCUAUAUUUAUUGACAGGGACCCGACAGCAUUUGUGCCCAUUUUGAACUUUCUGCGGACCAAAGAGCUAGACUUAAGAGGGGUCAGCAUUAGCAUUCUGCGGCAUGAAGCCGAAUUUUACGGAAUAACACCUUUGGUUCGACGUUUGCUGCUGUGUGAGGAAUUAGAGCGGUCGUCAUGUGGGAGCGUCCUCUUUCACGGCUACCUCCCACCACCAGCCAUUCCAGCUCGCAAAAGUCCCGGCGGCCAGAGCGCAGCCCCCGGAGGUCAGGAGGAGCGCCCGGGCCUGGGCGGAGCAGAGGGCGGCUUCUCUCGCUCCUGCUCCCACACAUCUCUGCCAGGGCCUGCCAGUCUGGAAGGCGGCACCAAACUCUCCGGAUCUCCGGUUGAUCCCAGAAAGGUGCUAAUCGUUGCUGGUCAUCAUAACUGGAUCGUAACUGCCUACGCUCAUUUCGUCAUUUGCUACAGGAUAAAGGAAUCGUCAGGGUGGCAGGAGGUGUUCUCCAGUCCUUACCUGGAUUUGGCCAUCGAGCGCGUCGCCCUCAACGCCAAAGUGGUCGGCGGCCCUCACGGAGACAAAGACAAGAUGGUGGCGGUGUCGUCCGAGAGCAGGAUCAUUCUGUGGAGCAUCCAGGACGGAGGAAACGGCAAUGAGAUAGGUGUGUUUAGCCUGGGCGUACCUGUGGAUUCGCUCUUCUUUAUUGGGAGUCAGCUGGUUGCCACCAGUCAUACUGGGAAGGUUGGAGUGUGGAACGCCGUCACUCAGCACUGGCAAGUUCAAGACGUCGUGCCCAUAACCAGCUGUGACACCGCUGGAUCAUUUCUUCUUCUUGGAUGCAACAACGGAUCUAUCUACUACAUAGACAUGCAGAAGUUCCCACUCAGGAUGAAGGACAACGACCUGCUGGUCACUGAGCUCUACCACGAUCCCUCGAACGAUGCCAUCACCGCCCUCAGUGUCUACUUAACACCCAAAACCAGCGUGAGUGGAAACUGGAUCGAGAUCGCGUACGGCACCAGUUCCGGGGCGGUACGGGUGAUAGUGCAGCACCCGGAGACGGUGGGAUCGGGCCCUCAGCUCUUCCAGACGUUCACAGUCCAUCGCAGCCCCGUCACUAAGAUCAUGCUGUCUGAGAAACACCUGGUGUCAGUGUGUGCCGACAACAACCACGUACGUACGUGGACGGUGACUCGCUUCAGAGGCAUGAUCUCCACCCAACCCGGAUCCACACCGCUCGCUUCCUUCAAGAUCAUCUCGCUGGAGGAGACGGAGAGUCACAGCAGCUACUCGUCCGGCAACGAUAUCGGUCCUUUUGGGGAGAGAGACGACCAACAGGUGUUCAUUCAGAAAGUCAUUCCUAUAACCAACAAGCUGUUUGUGCGCCUCUCGUCUACUGGGAGGAGGAUAUGUGAGGUGCAGGCGGUGGACGGCACCACCAUCACGUGUUUCACGGUGCGCGAGUGCGAGGGCUCCAGUCGGAUGGGCUCCCGGCCGCGCCGCUACCUCUUCACCGGCCACGCCAACGGCAGCAUCCAGAUGUGGGACCUGACCACAGCCAUGGACAUGGCCAACAAGAACGACGACAAAAGCAAACGUGACAUCGAGGUCGGCGGGCCCACAGAGGAUGAGCUUCUGAAGCUGCUGGAUCAGUGUGACCUGAGCACGUCACGCUGCGCCACGCCCAACAUCAGUCCCGCGCCUUCGGUGCUCCACCACAGCCGACUUCGGGAGUCCUGCUCCAGUCUCCAGCUGCAGCCCCAGGAACCCGUGUCGGAGACGACGACGUACGCCGCCGUGCGCCCGUACCGAGAGAGCCCGCUCCUGGUCCGCGCCCGCCGCACCGAGAGCUUCAGCAGCCACCCAGACUUCCACAGCUUCAACCUGGCCAAAGUCCUGCGAGAGCACGGCGGCGGCACCGAGGACGACGGCAACGUCGACCCCGGAGACAAGAGGAGCUCGGACAGCCCGGCGUACGCCCCGGACAUGUUCGGAGACCCGCGCCGCAGGGCUCACUCUUCCGACGAGGGGGGACGGAGCAAGGGGGUCCUGGAGGGGAACUUCCUGGGACGGAAGAGGGCGCCUCCGGUCCCUCAGCUGAGCUCGGCGUCCGCGGGGAGCGAAGCGGGGGGCAGCGAUUCGUCCAGCACAGCCUCGCCCUCUCCCACCAAGGUGUCCACUUCGCCGCGUCACCGGAGGGUCCUGGACGCGAGCGAGUGAAGGUCUUGCCGUAUCAUGUCGAGGUAUCUUUGUGAGUGGUGUGGUUGCUAGGUAGCUCAUCGUGUGGUCAUUUUGUACUUAUUACGUUGUGUACCGCAGAUCUCAAACCUGGUAAGAUCCGACGCACUUUAGUGACCGGCAAAAAGGAAACACUACAGUUCAGAUGGGCAGUGGCAAUGACUCAAUAAUAAGCUCAGUGAGAGAAAUACUAGUACGGUAUUAAACAUUAAACUAGUUCUUCUGGUUUGCUUUAAGAACGCACAGUCACUCUAAAAUAUGCAAAAUAAUUGACUGGCACUACAAACUGUCACUGACUACAUUUCCCAGACUUCCUUUGUGCUGCUGUCUAUUCUUUACAAGCCGCUCAAGCCUUAUCCCUCACCUGAUGUUUCUGCAGACGUGUAGUGCUGUGAGUUUCACUGUAUAUACGGCGUCUUAAUAAUUUGCUAAUACAUCGGAUAAUAUGUUGGCUCAUAAUUUUUCAAAACAGCUUUUUUAAAUGCGCUUCAGUUCCUAUAUUGAUAUUCAGCAUUACGGGGCAAGUAUGGGUCCAGUGGGUCCUGGGCGCAAGACAAACACACACCCAUUAUCCACUCGCUCACACGUACAGGUGCAAUUUAGAGCAGCAACUACACCUACUGGCACGUUUUUCAACCUGGAGAAAAGCCACACAGACAGGGAGAACAUGCACCAGUUUGUUUUAACCUGUAAUAAAUUGCAUUUCUCAAAACGUCCACUAGGUGGAGGCAAACCGCAAAUUAAAGAAACUGGCCACAUUUCAGGUCAAUCACGUUGACCUGUUAUGCCUAGUUCACACUACAGUAAGUCCUCGGGUUACGGCAGGUUCGACAUACGGCGUUUCGUGGUUACGUCACCAUCUCCUAUAAAUUUAUUAAGAAAGUCUUGUUCCGCCAUUCCGAUGUACGCCGUUUGAGACGUAAAAACAAAGUUUGCACGGGAACUAGUUGGCGAGUGGAGCGGACGAAUACGAAUAUUUUUACUGUUUCACUUCAUUACUGUACUGUGUAUGUGCUCCAUGUGAGUGACGUAGAUGCUUAUGUAGGUGGGUUCCGAUGUAAGUGGAGGACCUUCUGUACACUGUUUUUGCCCUGAUUUUCGCUUGGCGACUGGUCGGCGCUAGAUUUGCCAGCUCGGGAGCAACUCGGCUCUCGAUCGCUAUAUGUGAGAACUGCUCAACAACUCGAUCCGAGCGGCUUGGCGACUGCAGAAAUAUAUCUAGCAUGUCAAAUAUCUGGAUACGAGUCGCCCAACUGGCGAUGAGUGCGGUGUCGAACAGCCAGUUAGAACACAAGAUACGGUGUGAGGGGAAACACACAGGGGCUUAAUAUAGUUUAUAUCAGAAUACAUCGGCACACACAUCUUUUACAGUAUUUCUGACCUUAUCGUCCUCUACAAAACAUAAUACCCACAUUGGCCGCUCAAGUGGUGCAGCGGUAAAACACACGCUGUUCACCAGAGCUGAGAUCUCGAAUACAUCGUAUCGAACCUUGGCUCUGCCUGCCGGCCGAGGCUGAGCAGCCACAUGAACAACGAUUGGCCUGUUGUUCAGAUAGGGGUGGGAUUAAGCCGGAUGGGGUCAAGCCGGAUGGGGUCUCUCUCUCAGACUAGUGCGAUUACGACCUCUGCUGGCUGGUUGGUAGCGUCUGCACGGAGAUGGGAAAGGAGUGCGGUAGAGGGUGUGGCUCUCCGUACACAGCGCUGUACUGCACUGCACUCGUCUAGUGUAGGUGAUAAGAUGUUCGAUUGCUGUGCACGUGUCGGAGGGGGCGUAGAGCAGCCUCGUCCUCCCCAAUCAGGAGCAGGGACCAGCAUUAGUGAGAGGAUGAUUGACGGGCAGAAAUUGGAUGUGCUAAAAGUGGGAGAAAAAGGGAAAAAACCACAAAAAAAAACACGUUGCAUUGCAAAAAAUAUUUAUUAACCUCCAACUCACUACAGAACAAUUCAUGCUGUUUGUGUUGCCAAAUCCACUCAGAUUCAUUUAUUUUUUCUACUUGAUUUUACGCUGCACAUCACUCGCUACUUGUUGACGUGCAUUUUUGGACGUGGUAUCAUUAAACCCCUCAUCACUGUGUUUUCGUGACAAAACGUAGUUUGGGAGGCCAGAGAAGCUCGCCUGCGAUUCCAGUUGGUGAUAGAUGGUGUAGUGUGAAACCCCCCAUCACCGAUCAGUCGUGUAGUGUGAAAGCCACACCGACUUGAAAGACUCCCGAUUACAAGAGAUCCAGUCGUGUAGUGUGUAGUGUGAACUGUACAGCGACCUGACCACUUGGAAAGUCGUGUAGUGUGAUCUUGGCAUUAGAAUGAGGCGUGAUCUACCAGCAUGCACUGUGUGAUCAACGUUUUGGGCACCCCUGUUAAAAACCAUCAAAGCUUAAUGUACUACAGGUUAAGAGCAGUGCCUUAGUUUUACCGAAUAUCUCUAAACAUUGUUGGAGCAUCGUGAAACCGGAAUCCACCGAUAAGACAAACUGUUUGUGACGUGUGUUCACAAAACACUGAACUGUCUAAUUCAACCUUAAAUCUAGCAUGACGUUGAGGGGGAAAAAACAAGGAAUGUGACUAGCGAGCUGUGAGAUGUACUUUAGAUCGUGGAAUCAGCUUACAUUCAACCUUAGAUUAACAAAACUACAUUGAAUAAACCCACUUUAUACUUUUGCUUUUAAUCUGUAGUAUAAACAACGAAUUAUUAUUGAACCAUUUAUCACUGUAGCUGCUACCUGAGGUUUAGGUUUACAGUUUGAAUCCUACCAAAGUGAAAUGUACAGUAUAUAGCUAUUAAAUAGAAUAUAACACUAUAACGAUGAUCGUAAGUCAAUAUUAUGCAAAGGUUAUCAUCAUAAUUGUAUUUUUUUAUUUAUGUAUAAAAUAUGCAAGAAUAAAAAGUCUGUCAGUACUACAGUACGAUCAUCUCACCAGUUGCCUGUGCUGCCUGCAGAAUUUCAUGCUUGUGCGGGUGGGACGCGGGACAGAUAAACUUAAUAUCAUGCAUACGUACCUAAAAAUCAGACACAACCUGACCUCUAUGUGGAUCCACCUUGUAUUUUACUCGAUAUAGUAUGGAUAUAUUUAGAUCUACUGGACCUGCAUCAGUGAAAGAUCUGCUUUGUAUAGACAUAGGAGUGCAUCACGGAUACAUCGACCAGGCUCAACAUUAUGAGCACUGAUAGGUGAAGUGGAUAACACUGAUUAUCUCUUCAUCACGGCACCUCUUAGUGGGUGGGAUAGCGAGACUGACGAGGGCCAAAUUGUGAUGGCUAGACGACAGGGUCAGAGCGUGUCCAAAACUGCAGCUCUUAUGGGGUGUUCCCGGUCUGCAGUGGUCAGUAUCUAUCAAACAGUGGUAAACCGACGACAGGGGCAUGGGCGGUCAGGGCUCAUUGAUGCCCACGUGGUCCGAUCCAAAAGACUGCUGAAGACGUUAAUGCUGGUUCUGAUAGAAAGGUGUCAGAAUACACAGUGCAUCAGUUUGUUGUGUAUGGGGCUGCAAUAGGGAGACCAACACAGUAUUAGGAAGGUGGUUAUAAUGUUAUGCCUGAUCGGUCUAUGUUCUUGUUUUAAAAGGACUCUUUUAUGUACUUGGAUUUGGUUAGUCCUUAUUGGCUGACCAGAGUGGUUUUAAUUUGUUUAAUGCUGGACUGUCUACACAAUUAGCGUCCACACCCUGACGUAUAUCAUGCUAUGUGCUAACCAACUGAUCAAUGCAUCAACAUACUUAUUCAUUACCGUCUUGUCUGGACGGACAUACCCGAUUCCCUUGUAUCGUGAUUUAAACUGCUCUCCAGCUUACCUUGACCACAGGGCUGCGAGGGUCUGUUGAUGGACUCGGGUCUCUUUGUGCACUCUGCUCUUUCGGUCUGUAAGUGAUGACUAAUAUGAAAACAAGGCAUGUAUGACAAUGGUUACAUUCGCUUUUAAGGGGCACGCUAUAUGGCCAAAAGUAUGUGGACACCCCUUUUAAUUAUCUGUUCCCUGCAGGAUGAACUGGGCUGUGGAUUGCCAGCCUGUCCAACAUUGACAUGACCAGGCUCUUUUGAAUGAAUGGGCACAAAAAUCAGAGCCGUACUGCCCUGUGUGAAUCAUCCAUCAUUUGUGCAGCCAUCUCGACCGGCCAGCAGAGGAACCCUGCCCUCCAUACCUCCCUCAGGCACGCCAAAUUGGAUUUACACUGUUACACUGACAAAACUCCAUUGAAAAUGAGCCAGGAUGUCCACCCAGCUGUCGGGCAUCUCGACCGGCCAGCAGAGGCUGCUAUUGCACCAGCAAUGUGGAACCCUGUCGGCCUCCCUACCUCACUCAGGCACGCUGAAUUGGGCCUCAUGGAUACUCAGCCUGGUUGAUACUGCCACACUCCAAAUUCCUGUCUAAAGCAAGACACACUUUUGGCCAUACAGCGUAACUCACAAGUGCAUGUAAAGCUGUACAGGUACGUUAACACUUAUCUGAACAUGGUACUCACCUGUGUACAUAUCCUGACAAUAAACACAUAACAAAUGCAAA